Molecule: messenger RNA, 1081 nt
Organism: Periophthalmus magnuspinnatus
Lineage: Eukaryota; Metazoa; Chordata; Actinopteri; Gobiiformes; Gobiidae
Gene: psph
Product: phosphoserine phosphatase
Exons: 5
Coding region: 24-704 (226 amino acids)
Biological process (GO): dephosphorylation; L-serine biosynthetic process
Cellular component (GO): cytoplasm
Molecular function (GO): magnesium ion binding; L-phosphoserine phosphatase activity
Source: RefSeq, a predicted model, not a curated record
ACAACUUUUUCUGUUUCAGCAAUAUGUUGACACAAUCGGAGACAAAGGAGCUCUUCAGAAGAGCAGAUGCUGUUUGUUUUGAUGUGGAUAGCACUGUUAUCAAAGAAGAAGGCAUUGAUGAACUGGCCAAAUUCUGUGGAGUCGGGGACGCAGUCACAGAGAUGACUCGCAAGGCAAUGGGUGGAUCAAUGACGUUUAAAACCGCCUUGAAAGAGCGCCUUUCCAUCAUUAGAUGUUCAAGGGAACAAGUUAAUAAGUUGAUAACAGACCACCCUCCUCAGCUGACUCCAGGUAUCAGGGAACUAGUGGAGCGCUUACAUCAGCGAAACAUUAAAGUCUUUCUUAUAUCAGGAGGCUUCCGUUGCAUUGUUGAGCAUGUUGCUACUCAACUCAAUAUUCCUUUGCACCAUGUUUAUGCAAACCGACUCAAGUUCUACUUUAAUGGUGAAUAUGCUGGAUUCGAUGAAAGUCAGCCAACAGCUGAAAGUGGUGGAAAGGGAAAAGUCAUCAGCAUGCUGAAAGAGCAGCAUGGCUUCAAGACUGUUGUUAUGAUUGGAGACGGAGCUACGGACCUUGAGGCGUGCCCUCCCGCUAAUGCCUUUGUAGGAUUUGGUGGCAACGUAGUUAGACAACAAGUUAAAGAGAAGAGUUCAUGGUACAUUACAAGUUUUGAAGAGCUGCUAAAGGAACUGGAUAAGAUUUAAGGAGGCUGGCCUCUUUUACUCAUUUUACCAGUAUACUUUUAUAUUUGCACAACUGAUGUGCUUUUUAUCUUAACCUGACCAGUUUUUAGUUAGUAUAUCAAUAGUAUAUUUUAUUAUUCCAAACGUUUACAGAUUUAAAUGUUUUUUUUCUUGAUUAUACACUUAAAAACUUAAACCUGGCUAUUUAGAGCAUUUGAUUAAGUGUUUUAUGGUGCAAAAUCACAAUGAAAAGCAUAUUUGCUUAUUGUGGAAUGUGCAAUAAGAUGUAAGGUUUUCAAUUUAAGAUUGAACAAUGUGACCUAUGUCUCGUCAUUUGGCAAGGAUAUAAAAAAAAUCUGUGUAAACAAAGCAAUUUUUAAAAUACAUUUUAAUCAUCU